Messenger RNA from Brenthis ino (lesser marbled fritillary), 339 nucleotides. Lineage: Eukaryota; Metazoa; Arthropoda; Insecta; Lepidoptera; Nymphalidae. The record is from the annotation of a GenBank genome assembly.
AUGAAAUUGUACGUUUGUCUAUCCAUAUUGAUCGCGGCGAUAGUGGUAGUUGAAUGUUCUCAUACUUUUGUGGGUACUAGUGUGUUUAGACAGCUAGUGUAUCAUAAGGAUGCUAAAUACAGUGCGAAUUUAGUUAGAAAACGCGUUGAGAACAUCACAUAUACAUUGCCCCCUACGUAUGGAUAUGGACGUUCUAUCCAGGGUAUUCUAGCCUACGAUUUGAGCAACUCUGGGGCAUCAGCAAACAUUACCGCUGGUGGUGUUGGCUACCCUUUCGUCACGAUUCGUAUGAAGAGCGACAGAGGACGUGGGAUACAUUAUGACAUUAAUAUAUAUGCU